AGUCUUCUCAGAUCUUUGUCCCCAACAUAAACAAACAAACAUUAAACUUUAAAAUGUUGUCAAAGAAAGCUUCUCUUGUCUGCCAUGGAGAGGACUCGUCUUAUUUUGUCGGGUUACAACAAUACGAGAAGAACCCUUAUGAUUCGGUGCAUAACCCUUCUGGGAUCAUCCAGAUGGGUCUAGCCGAAAACCAGAUGUCUAUGGAUCUUCUUGAAUCAUGGCUUUCAAAGAACGCAGAAGUUGCUGAAUUCAAAGAAGAAGGACGUUCUAUCUUUAAAAAAUUGGCCCUUUUUCAAGACUACCAUGGCUUGCCAUCUUUCAAGAAAGAAUUAGCAGAAUUCAUGGAAGAAGUAAGAGGAAGAAGAGUAAGACUGGAUCCAAACAAGAUUGUUCUUACUGCCGGUUCUACUUCUGCUAAUGAAAUCUUGAUGUUUUGCCUUGGUGAAACCGGUGAUGCUUUCCUCAUACCCACACCUUACUAUCCAGGAUAUGAUAGAGAUUUGAAGUGGCGAACAGGAGUCGAAAUCGUUCCAAUCCAUUGCUCAAGCUCAAAUCAUUUUAGGGUCACAAAGGAUGCUUUAACGAAAGCAUACACACAAGCCCAUACACUUAAUCUAAAUGUCAAAGGGGUCCUGAUCACAAAUCCUUCAAACCCUCUAGGCACGACAAUGACUAAAGAAGAUCUUGAUAUGAUAAUCAACUUUUGCAUGGAGAAACAUAUCCAUAUCGUAAGCGACGAAAUAUUUUCAGCUACGGUAUUUGAUUCCUCAAACUUCAUAAGCAUACUUGAAUCAUUACAACAAACAAAAUUCAAAAGUGUUAAGAAUCUUGUUCAUGUAGUUUAUAGUCUCUCCAAAGAUUUAGGACUGUCUGGAUUUCGGGUAGGAAUGAUUUAUUCUAACAAUGAAAGGGUCCUAUCCGCGGCUACCAAAAUGUCUAGCUUUGGACUUGUCUCAUCUCAAACGCAACAUCUUGUCUCCAACAUUCUUGUAGACAAGAAGUUUAUGAAAUAUUACAUUAAAGAAAACACUAGACGACUAAAAAAGAGACAUGAAAUGCUUGUUUCCAAUUUAAAGAGGAUCGGGAUUCAUUGUCUAACGAGCAAUGCUGGAUUAUUCUGUUGGGUCGAUAUGAGGCAUUUGUUAAGUUCCAACACCUUUGAGGGCGAAUUCGAGUUGUGGAAAAGAAUUCUUUGUGAUGUUAAGUUGAACAUCUCUCCGGGAUCAUCUUGUCAUUGUAGCGAACCAGGAUGGUUUAGAAUUUGUUUUGCAAAUGUAUCUGAGGAAAUUUUACAUGUUUCGUUGCACAGGAUGAAAGUGUUUGUUGAGGAGAUCAACUCCAAUUGUCAUGAUCGUGGAUAUAAUGGUCCGAAUUUGAUUUGCAAGUGGAUGUUUGGGUUAUCAUUGUUUAAGGGUCAAAUGGAGCGUUAA
Molecule: messenger RNA, 1430 nt
Organism: Helianthus annuus (common sunflower)
Lineage: Eukaryota; Viridiplantae; Streptophyta; Magnoliopsida; Asterales; Asteraceae
Product: 1-aminocyclopropane-1-carboxylate synthase 3
Exons: 4
Coding region: 54-1430 (458 amino acids)
Biological process (GO): biosynthetic process; amino acid metabolic process
Molecular function (GO): transaminase activity; pyridoxal phosphate binding
Source: RefSeq, a predicted model, not a curated record